Gymnodraco acuticeps is the source of this 4920-nucleotide messenger RNA. RefSeq names its product upstream binding transcription factor (gene ubtf). The transcript has 21 exons. Bases 261 to 2432 code for a protein of 723 amino acids. The record is from RefSeq and is a predicted model, not a curated record. NCBI's taxonomy places the organism in Eukaryota, Metazoa, Chordata, Actinopteri, Perciformes, Bathydraconidae.
UCUCGGUUAGCCAUCAGGGAUCUCGGUUUAAUAUCUCACCGUGCAGAGACUCGCCCUAUCUCUCCCCCUCUCUCUCUCACUGACUAGCCCUGGAACACCGACGACCGAGCUCGGAGAACCCGCCUUCUUGUUCUCGUUUAUACGCUUUUUGGAUCGAGGGAAGGGAGUCUGCAACGCCCUGGGUUUAGUUUUAAGCUCCGUGUUUUGUGUGUGCAGUGCGCCAUUGGACCUUGUCACGAUUGAACACAGUAUAACCACAAAUGAAUGGAGCCAUGGAGGCAACCACCCAAGACAAAGUAUGGGCACAGGACGACCUCUUAAAACUGCUGGAGGCCAUGAAACUGGCCCUGCCUCAGAAGGACCUGACCAAAUACAAAACAUCAGAGUCCCACCUUGACUGGACGAAGGUGGCCUUCAAUUCCUUCACAGCAGAGAUGUGUAAGCAGAAGUGGUCGGAGGUCUCUAAAGAGAUUCGUAAAUUCCGCACUCUGACAGAACUGAUAUUUGAUGCCCAGGACUAUAUCAAGAACCCAUACAAGGGCAAAAAAUUAAAGAAACACCCAGAUUUCCCCAAGAAGCCCUUGACUCCAUACUUCCGCUUCUUCAUGGAAAAGAGGGCGAAAUACGCAAAAUUGCACCCUGAGAUGAGCAACCUAGACCUUACUAAAAUUCUCUCUAUGAAGUACAGAGAGCUUCCUGAAAAAAAGAAGAAAAAGUAUGUCGAAGACUUUUUAAGAGACAAAGAAACAUUUGUGCACAGCAUGGCGAAGUUCAGAGAACUACACCCGGACCUAAUGGAAAGCAUGACGAAGAAAAGUUCAAAUGCACCAGAAAAGCCCAGGACACCCCAACAGCUGUGGUACAACCACGAAAAGAAGGCUGUCCUCAAGACACGCCCGGAUGCAACAACCAAAGACAUUAAGGAGAGUCUUGGCAAACAGUGGACGCAGCUGUCUGACAAGAAGAGACUCAAAUGGAUUGCCAAAUCCCUAGAGCAGCAGAAACUUUACGAGGAGACAAUGCGGGGGUACAUCCAGCAGCACCCGGAGUUAAACAUGACCCAAGGGGAUAUCUCCAAGUCCACCCUGACCAAGGCAGAGAGGCACCUGAAAGACAAAUCUGAGGGCCGACCUGACAAACCUCCUCCAAAUGGUUACUCGAUGUUCUGUGCGGAGUUGAUGUCAAGCAUGAAGGACGUUCCCAGCACGGAGCGCAUGGUGAUGUGUAGCCAGCGGUGGAAGCUGUUGAAACAGAUUGAGAAGGAUGCUUACCAGAAACGCUGUGAACAGAGGAAGAAGGACUUUGAAAUCGAUAUGCACGUAUUUCUCAGUAGUUUGUCAGAGGAGGAACAAACCCGAGUUUUGUCUGAGGAUAAAUUAGGCUUUAAGAGAGGCGGAGCCAACAGUCCUGCGGCAAAAAAGAAGGCCUCCAGAGCAAAUGUUAUUCCAGAGAAACCCAAAAGGCCAGUUUCAGCCAUGUUCAUCUUCUCUGAGGAGAAGCGGCCCAAAAUGCAACAGGAGCGUCCGGACGUUUCUGACAGUGAGAUCACAAGACUCCUGGCUCGCAUGUGGAACGAGCUGCCCGAUAAGAAGAAGGAAAAAUAUAAGCGCUUAGAAACGGUCCUGAAGGCAGAGUCGGAGAAGAAGGAGAAAGAGGAUCGUACUCGACUGCCCGACCCCCCCAAGACUGCUCAGGACAUCUGGCAGCAGAGCGUCAUCGGAGACUACCUGGCCAGAUUCAAGAGUGACCGGCCAAAGGCACAGAAAGCCAUAGAAGCAACCUGGAGCAUUAUGGAGAAAAAAGAGAAAAUCAUGUGGAUCAAAAAGGCUGCAGAGGACCAGAAAAGAUACGAGAGAGACCUGUGUGAGAUGCGCUCACCUGCUGCUACCAUCGCCGCAGGGAAGAAGAUGAAAUUUGAGGGUGAACCCAAGAAACCACCAUCAAACGGGUAUCAGAAGUUCUCUCAGGAGAUGCUGUCCAACGGAGAACUGAAUCACCUCCCAAUGAAAGAGCGGAUGACAGAGAUCGGCGCCCGCUGGCAGAGGUGUACACUGAAGGAGAAAGACCGCUACAAGAAGAUCGCAGAGGAGAAGCAGAGGCAGUACAAAGUCCUUCUGGAACAGUGGCUUGGUAGCUUGUCUUCACAAGAGAGAAACACCUACAAAGAAUAUAAUUCACAAAAAAGAAGAACUACAACAAAACUAGGAGGCCCCAUGCCAAAGGCCAAGAAAUCUGACACGGAGGAAGAGGACGAUGAAGAUGAGCGGGAAAAGGCUUCCACUGAGACAUCCUCAUCCAGCGAGGAUGAUGACGAUGAUGAGAAGGAGGCGGAUGAUGACGAUGAAGACGAGGCAGAAGAUAAGGAGAACAAGUCGGAGGACAGCAGCAGCGAUUCGAAUUCGCAGGAGUCGUCGGACUCUGAUUCGGACUGAAACUUGCCGACGUCUUCGUGAGACAAACUGAGCAGCGCUGAGCUGAGCCAAGAGUCAAAGGAGCUCUGCCACUGUGCCAACCCUGCUCUCCUCCGCCCACCAGAGGGAGCCCCGCACCGCCUCAUCCACCUCACACUCAAUGUCACUGAUGGUGAUCUUACUCAUUGAGGGACUCCGCCCCUAUGUCCAAAAUCAGUUUCAUCCCCUCCCCCGCUGUGAUUGGCAUCUCACAGUACGGGCCGCUGACGUUAUGCCAAAAACUCGUUCGGUGACGUCGUUGGUUUCAAUCUUGACUUACAGGUUCAGGGUUAGGAUAGAGUUUUAGUGUUGAGGGUAAUUCUUAACCUUCCAGUGUUUUAUUUUAUUCUGGUAAUUAGUUAAAGACAGGCGGCAUGAGUUGUUAACAGGCUUCAUAGAGCCGAAGAACAUGGAUCACUUUAGGGAGUGACGUGGGGAGGGGGGGGGUGGUUGUGUGUGCUGGGUAAUGAAAUAUUGCACUCUUCAGAAUGUUUCCCUAUUUUUGUCCUAUUUUUUUCUCAGAGCCUUGUCGCUUUGUUCUCUUUUCUCAAUUUAUGAUGUAGAUUUUAUCAUUUGGUUGUUAAAGAGGUGGUAUUUUUUCAGGAAAAAUAAUCAAGCCAUUAUGAAUGUCUUUUGUUGCUGGAAAUUUUUGGGAAUUUGUUACUAACUCAUGUUCUCAUUUAAUAGAUAGCAGUGCCUAUAUAAAGUAUUCACACCCUUUUGGACUUUCAUGUUUUAUUAAUUUAUGGCGUUGCACAAUGUGGAUGCUUUGAUACUCUCGGACAGAAAAAAAAAAAAGGUCUUUAUACUGCAUCAUUACCAUGAAAUGUACUUAUUUGUUCACUAAUAGUGAGGAACCCUGUACACAACGAUCUGCGAUGUGUUUCAAAGUGCCGCGGACAUUUCAUAUUUGAAGUAUAACUGACAUCGAUUGCAUCUAGUAAGACAGCAGCAAAAUUGCCUGUAAGGAAAACACAAAUGUAUCUAAAUAUACAGCAAGUUUGGAACGCCCACAACAUCAUUAAUCUCCAUAAAUGUGUUGUUUUUUAAUCAUCCCUGUGAAUGUGUAUUUUCUGUACAUGUUCCUUUGUCUUCACAAGUAUGUUUAAUUACAGACUGAGCUUCUAGGUAUAGGUUUCUUACUGGUCCCAAUUUUAGUCACACAAGUGAUCUCACUUCAACUUUUAAGAAUCAGUCUGCAGCAGUCAAUACCUUUUUAUAUUCAUUAGUUUUUUUGAUAUAACUAAAUGAAAACAUCAUUUGUAAAGACUUGUUCUGUUGUGUGUCAAAACAGCGUGUUUCCAUUAGGCUUAAAACAGAAAGAGAUUUAAAGAAGGUGAAUACUUUUUAAAGGCGCUGCCAUGUGUCUGUCAUUUAUUGAAGUUAACAGACAUGUCUCGUACAUUUUCAAUUCUGUUUGUCUUAGUUCCUUCUGGCCUGACUGUAAUGAACAGUGUGUAUUGUGUGACCGAGCAGUUUGUCAUUGAAGGGAUAACACUGGUUUUCCACAUGUACAGCUCAAUCUGACUAAAGAAUACAGAUGGUAUAUGUUUGUUCUCCAAACUGUUGUUUUAGGUUUAUGGUUUGAGUUAAAAAUGUUUGUUCUAUUGUGUUCUGAUAUAUCUGGAAUCAUUUUGUUGAGCUGAAUGGUUUUCAUAAAUUGUAUUUUCUUUUGAAUUUGUAAUGCUAUGGACUGUAAUCUGAAAGGGUUGUAGUCUAAUGCUUAAUCCCAAAAAAAGUGUGCACUUAAUGUAAAUCUGUCCCUCCUGUGUGAGUUUGUGUGCAUAUAUACACAAAGCUGUGUAUAUGUGAGUGUGUUUCUUUGCUUUAAUGUGUGCUGUUUUUACGGUUUUGUUGCAUACCAUGAUAUGACUGCAGCGUGCAUGUUUGUGCCUGUGUGGGGACGUCAUACCAACACCAUGAAUGUAGAUAUUGUUAAAUCUUUGAAUUUUUCUUUCCAAAGGUCUUUAGUCAUUUUUCUGGUUGGCGCUGUCGUGUCAUUGACAAGAUUUCCAUGACUCAUUAUAGGUCCAUAGACAAAUGAGUACAUCGCAACUAUUAAUAAUCUGUUAUUAAUGAACUGAUUUUGGCAUAUUGAUAGAUGGGAGUUUGUAAAAGGGAUUUGGGCAAGUUGCCAGAUGAUUGGGGUUAAAAACUUGUAAUUUUUCCUGUAAAUACUGUUUUUGUAUUCAGUGCUUAUUGUUUUGUUAGUGCUUUCAUUUGACAAACCCUCAUCUGUGACUUCUGAGGCCAGUGAGUUUUUAACUCAGGGGAGAGCUUUUGGUUAAAUUCACCUGUUUUAGUUGUUUAUUCUCUCCCUUAUGUUGGUUUAUAGAGAUAUCUAAGACAGCAAAGCUUUACAAGUUUGUACUGCUGAUCAUUUGACAAAAUGUGAUGUUUUCUAUAGCUGAGGGUGUUCUUAUGUCCUUGUAGUUCAAGUAUUUGGGCAAAUAAAAAAUGAUCUUUAACA